Messenger RNA from Oncorhynchus keta (chum salmon), 2546 nucleotides. RefSeq lists its product as uncharacterized. Lineage: Eukaryota; Metazoa; Chordata; Actinopteri; Salmoniformes; Salmonidae. Gene Ontology annotation, cellular component: nucleus. The transcript is spliced from 6 exons. The record is from RefSeq and is a predicted model, not a curated record. Gene Ontology annotation, biological process: negative regulation of DNA-templated transcription; circadian regulation of gene expression. Gene Ontology annotation, molecular function: RNA polymerase II cis-regulatory region sequence-specific DNA binding. The coding region runs from base 938 to 2533 and encodes 531 amino acids.
UGAGACCGUUUCUGUCGUGGCAGAUGUAUGAGCGCACUGGCGCUGACAUAAGCGUCGAGGCUGGGACUGAUCUGUCAGAAAGCGCACGUGUUAUACAGCCCAGUACAACAGUUUGUAUGAUAACGUAGUAGUGUUAUGUUUGAUCCAUUUGCUUUGGACCAUAACAAACUUUCAUUGUACAAUAGUUUCUCACACAUCGUAUUGGAGAGAUUCUGGAACAAAUGUACGAGGUGUGUGAUGCUCUGUAGUGGAUGAGAGCCCGUCGCCCUGCUCUCUAGUGGAUGAGAGCCCGUCGCCCUGCUCUCUAGUGGAUGAGAGCCCAUCGCCCUGCUCUCUAGUGGAUGAGAGCCCAUCGCCCUGCUCUCUAGUGGAUGAGAGCCCGUAGCCCUGCUCUCUAGUGGAUGAGAGCCCGUAGCCCUGCUCUCUAGUGGAUGAGAGCCCGUAGCCCUGCUCUCUAGUGGAUGAGAGCCCGUAGCCCUGCUCUCUAGUGGAUGAGAUCCCGUAGCCCUGCUAUCCGUUGGAGGAUGUGUGAUGCUCUCGAGUGGAUGAGAGCCCGUCGCCCUGCUCUCUAGUGGAUGAGAGCCCGUCGCCCUGCUCUCUAGUGGAUGAGAGCCCGUAGCCCUGCUCUCUAGUGGAUGAGAGCCCGUCGCCCUGCUCUCUAGUGGAUGAGAGCCCGUCGCCCUGCUCUCUAGUGGAUGAGAGCCCGUCGCCCUGCUCUCUAGUGGAUGAGAGCCCGUAACCCCGUUGGAGGUGUGUAAUGCUCUCUAGUGGAUGAGAGCCCGUAGCCCUGCUCUCUAGUGGAUGAGAGCCCCUCGCCCUGCUCUCUAGUGGAUGAGAGCCCAUCGCCCUGCUCUCUAGUGGAUGAGAGCCCGUAACCCCGUUGGAGGUGUGUAAUGCUCUCUAGUGGAUGAGAGCCCGUAGCCCUGCUCUCUAGUGGAUGAGAGCCUGUCGCCCUGCUAUCUGUUGCAGGAUGUCUGCGUCGGACUCUGAUUACUCAAUAGACUACCUGGCCAGUGACAGUGAGGAUAAUGACAACGACAGCGGCGUGGGACUGAGCCCCGACGGACACACAGUCAGGACGACACCUUCAUCCUCCUUACCUCCACCCUCAUCAUCAUCAUCAUUAAGGGACUCUCCCAGUAACACUGACUGCGGAUCUUCUAAGGACGGGAUCUCGAGGCUAAACAGGAAUUCCAACCACGAGGACCCCCAUAGGCUGAGCAGUGACACAGGAGAUUUCGGCGACUCUGGCCUCAGUAGGGACGGGGACAGUGAUAAUUCUAACGAUGCUGACCCUCGACUGAGCAGGGACAGAGAUUGUAGUUGUGGUGGCACCCCUCCUCCAGCCACCUUCGGGGGGGGCCGCUGCCCCAGUGAGACCCAGGGAUGUAGUCCUACUGUGUACAGGCAGCAGCAGCAGAGACUGUCAUGGAGCCCGACGUCCUCCUCUCAAGCCUGGGAUAGAAACAGUAGACAGAGUGGCACUGGGAAGCCUGGGCAGGGCAGGAAGAGGGCACACAGCCAUGGACGGCAUCCUGGAGACCAAGGCUGUAGGAACAGAGACACAACGGAACCUGGGGAGCCUGAGAAGGAUCAGCUGUUUGCCCAGAAGUGUAUGGAGCUCCAGUGUUACCUCCAUCCCCUGUCUUCCAUCCUGAGAGGCCUGCGCUGUGGGAGGUACUCAGAACGUCUUAGCCGUUUCCAGGAGAGCGUUGCUAUGGACCGGAUCCAGAGAAUAAUGGGAGUCCUCCAGAACCCAAACAUGAGUGAGCGCUACAUCAGUGUGAUCCUGAAGAUAGAAGCGAUGCUCCAUAGCUGGUUUCCUCAAGUCAGAGCCGGCCCAGGCCCAGACCCAGGCCCAGACCCAGUCCCAGGCCCAGGCCCAGACCCAGACCCAGACCAGUACACUGACAGCCAGGAAGAGCACCACACUCCAGCUAAGAGACACACUCUAGCUAAGCAGUACCAGACCCCAGCCCAGCCACCACCUCCAGCCUCUCCUCCCGUCGUCUCCCCCUCAGAGGGUGACCACCACCCAGCCCAGCCACCACCUCCAGCCUCUCCUCCCGUCGUCUCCCCCUCAGAGGGUGACCACCACCCAGCCCUGCGAGCCUCCGACAGACCCCUGCCCGGCUCCUUCCUCUACUCCUCUGCCACUCAUCUCAAACGUCUCCACACCGCCCCCAUCUGCUCCUCCAACCCAGAGACAGAGACAGCCCAGCAAGAGCCACCGGGCCUGGUCAGAACCUCCAUCGCCUGCUCCCUGGGAUCCAACCGUCCAGCCGACGACCAGGAACAAACCCAAGACGACGCAGUCUCCUCCAGCACUGACCCCCAGGGGAGCACUGUGGACCCCCACCUCCAGACCCACCCUUACAGAGUCAGACCCCGAGCCCACCGACGAGGGCCUCCGUCGGGGAAGAUCAGCUCGCCCUGCCUGGAGAGGCUGCUCCAGUCCAAGGAGAGCAUCAUCUCACCCAGAAACAUGGGAGGUCAGAGUCCGGGAGGUGGUGGGGAGAGCAGCCGUUCGUAACAGCUAGACUCAG